Molecule: messenger RNA, 960 nt
Organism: Histoplasma mississippiense
Lineage: Eukaryota; Fungi; Ascomycota; Eurotiomycetes; Onygenales; Ajellomycetaceae
Exons: 5
Coding region: 1-960 (319 amino acids)
Source: RefSeq, a predicted model, not a curated record
AUGUCUCCCAUGGAAUCCGUCGUUGAUGCUAACGUAGAGUACAAAUUCCCAUGUCCUAAGAAAAGUGGGGUUCUGGUUUCCACAACGUACGACUUUACCUACAAUGCGACGCAAAGAGUUUCCUUCGCAACUCUCGGACAGCCCACGGUGCAGACCAUUACGGACCUGGUUUCCCGGCUAGGCCGAGAUCGAUAUCGAUUCACGGAGAACGAGGAGGGUUGUAGAUACUGGAUCUACACUUUUAUCUCUGACCUCGAGGGUGCUGACAUUGUUGCCGCCGGUAGCAAAGGUGAAGCCUGGAACUCGCUGUCGGGAUAUUGGUUGCAUCCACCGGGCAGCGGCCUUCGCUUUGCUGGAUCACUUCCGGCUUCCCGUCCCGAGCAACUGAUCCGCAACACCCGGGUCCAUCCCGCCAGUGGUAUCGAUCCUCGCGAACCCUGGAGGCGAGAUGCAAAUCACAUCCCUGGCUUUCUCAAAUGGACCGCGUUGGAGGGUGCUCCGUCCAAGAGAACCUCGUUCUUCCGGCCAAGAGGGAAUCGAGUGAACCGAGGCCUGAUUUCUUCAAGGGCUUCGGGCUGUUUGGAGAAACAUCCAACUCAGAUCCAGGAGAAUGUUUCCCAGCACAGCCUACCUACCCACCCCCAAUUUUCUGAUACAGAGAAGUUAUGCAUGGACGAAUAUUCGAAUGGAGAGAGAUCCGGCGGUGGAAGACGUCACCUCUCUCAUCCGACGCACGAACCGGCGAAGCUGAAAUGCCAGACGCAGAGCCGUAAGCCAGCCAAGGUGCUUCCAGGCUUCCUCCAAAGUCUGCCCAUGAAUCCGCUCCAUGAUGAUGUAAAAGUCGUUGUCCCUCUCGACCGUCCGUCUGAUGCAAGGCACCCUGAUCCCAAGUUGACCUGCACACGCCAUCGCCUCAAGCACGUCCACUUCCUCCCCCCGCGAGUAGUGUUUUGCUACUAG